Molecule: messenger RNA, 3551 nt
Organism: Mycena citricolor
Lineage: Eukaryota; Fungi; Basidiomycota; Agaricomycetes; Agaricales; Mycenaceae
Source: the annotation of a GenBank genome assembly
CAACUUUCCAUGACAGCGUACUCGAGAUGCAGGUGAUCCUCGCGGAACUCAUCUCGAAAUUCGUCUUUUCGAUCCCCAGCGAUCCCGCGCUCCAGGUUCGCAGCCAAUUCACGAAUACUUUGCUGCCGUGCAACGACCAGGGAGAGAAAGGCGCGUGGCUCUGCGUCGAACGCGUCGUACAAUAGCGUGCUUCCGUUUUCGUAUCCUGGGGAGUUUGAAGCGAGCAGCAUACAACCGUACCGUGAAAUGAAGAAUACGAUAAGAAAUUUGUACUGUGAUACAUUGAGCUAGAUGGCUUGCGUGCGCGAGGAUGUCAAGAUUCGCGUGGGCAGUGAGAUUAAUCAAAAACCGCCCUCCUAUGAUAUAACCGGUCAGGACACUAGCAACACCACAAGCUGGCACUGACACACCUGGAAGAUGUGCCCGAUGACCUCGUCGCCAUCCUCCAUGUCAAGCUAGAUGAUCAAGCGGACCCCGACUCAGCCCCAAUCUCCGGAAAAAACAUACGCAGAAUCUCGCCUCUUCUGCAGUGACGUCUCCUCCGCGGACAUUCGACCCGUCGUAUUCGAACCGGAUCGAUUCUGCAAAUGAAUCACGCGAGGGAUCAGGAUCCUUGAUUGUCGGAUGGGCUUUCCGGGAGACUGACUGCGCUCGAGAUUCAUCUUUUCCUGUGGAGGCGUGGAACGAUGGCAUGAGCACACGGGCCGCAUCAGAACACAUUGUCAGCCAGUCGAUCCGAGCACGCACGCAAAACAUGAUCAGCAGUUUCUCCAGCGGCUUGGUUUUCUUGUACAGGAAGAUCAACUCUGUCCGGACGCUUGGGGGCGGUUACAGAGACAUCGGCUGAGGCAAGUGCCCACUUUUCUGGUUGAAGGAGACCGUGAUGUGCAGCUUGGAGAUAUCGGGCUUGACGUCCUUGUCAGCGGCAGCGGCCAUGGAUGGAUGGCGGCGACUCGAGAGUGGUUUGACGUGCUGUGACUGAUAGCCGGGUCACGAUGCACUUCUUCCUCCUGGUCACACUUGGCACCAGCCUCUGACCUUGGACCGCAGGCCCCAGCGGCGACUUGUCUGUUCGAGCACAACCACUUGUCCUGGAUGACUCGAAGACGGAUUGUGCCACUUUUCCCCCGACUAUCUCCGCAGCAGGAGAACAGUUGGGAGUCAUCAAAGGAAGCUUCCAAGGGAUCUGUAGUCACUGACAUUGUUUCUUGUCUAUCAUCUCAGUUCGUUGCGCGUCUCAGCAGCCACGUUUACGUGCACCGGUUCCAGCAAGGAUCUAUGCAUGGACCGUCCCGCGCCUCCCGUUGAUUGAUGGAUUCAAUACCACCCGCAUUUCAAAAGUACUCAUCUCACCCCUCUCCGCAUCGGCACUGUCCCCCCCACCGCUAGCGAUGUCGCUGUCGACAAUGACACUAUACGAGUUCAUGCUCGAGCGGGAGGAUGCGCAUCUCGCCUCACCGUGGUUCGUCGAUGCCCAGUCCGGCAGGGCAAUAACCGGCGCGGACAUCAAGGCGCGGACGGACGCGCUCACGCGGGGGCUGCAAGCCGUGCUGGGGCUGGGCACACACACGAGCGCCGUCCACGCGCACGAGGCGUGCGGCAUCCGCGACGUCGCAGCGAUCGUGUCGCCCAACGCCGUCGACUUCGGGACCGUCGUGUGGGCCGCACACCGCCUGGGAUGCACGGUUGCCUCGUGCACCGGCGGGAGCACCGUGGACGAGCUUGUUCACCAGUUCACCCUGUCGGAUGCCAGGACCGUGUUUGUGCACUCGGAUGCGCUUGACAGAGUCUUGGAAGCGGCCGCUAAGUGUGGGAUCACUCCUGGUCAUAUUGUGGCGUUCUCCGAUCAGUCUGAUUGGUCGCUUCCGGACCAGUAUCAAGAGGCUGGCAUUCAUACACUCGACGGAUUAGUCCAGUGUGGCUUGGGCUUGCUUUCGCGCCCUUUCGAUGUCGUGUCGAGUCCCGUCGCGUUUCUCUGCUUCAGCAGCGGAACGACGGGAUUACCCAAGGCUGUUAUCGUCCCGCACAGCUCCAUAAUUGCGAAUGUAAGCCAGGUGAAGAACUCGGCUGUCCCGACAGCAUGUUCCAGUCCGGGCGACCGCUCACUGGGUGUCAUUCCGUUCUCUCACAUGUUCGGCCUGGUGACUCUGGUACACCUCUGUCCCUACAUCGGCGUCGCCACUGUCGCCUUCAAGAGCAUGCCGUCCUUUCCCGUCUUCCUCGAGACCGUCGUGCGCCUGCGCAUCGCGCACCUGUUUCUCGUCCCGCCCCUGGUCAGCGCUUUUGUCAAGCACCCCGCAACGGCCAACGUGGACCUCCGCUUCUUCAAGUCCGCCAUGAUCGCUGCGGCGCCGCUCGAUGCGGAGAUGGAGAGCGCGUUCCAGCGCGUGGGUGGACCCGGGUUCAUCGUCACGCAGGGAUUCGGGAUGACGGAAUGCGGAGGGCUGAUCACUGCGCUGCCGCUCGGAGCAGAUCCGCUGCCGGGCUCUGUGGGUCGGGUGCUCGAUGCGACGGAGAUCAAGAUCACUGACGCACGGGGGAACGAGAUGCCGGCUGGAGAACGGGGCCUCCUUUCCGUGCGCGGGCCACAGCUGUGUCCGGGCUACCUGAACAACCCAGCUGCGAACAGCGAGAGCUUCGACGCGGACGGCUUCCUGCUCACCGGCGAUAUCGCGUAUCGGGACCCGGACGGGUACAUCUUCGUCGUCGAUCGGAAGAAGUAUAUCAUCAAAAACAAGGGCUUUCAGGUCUCUCCUGCGGAGCUGGAGGCGCAUCUGCUGGGCAUGGACGUCGUGCUGGACGCGGGCGUGAUCGGCAAACCCGACGCGCGUGCCGGCGAAGUCCCCGUCGCGUUCAUCGUUCUCUCCGCCUCGGGGGCCGCCGAGGAUCCGCGUGUGGUGAAGGAGACGAUCAAGAACUCGGUCAAGCAGGCCAAGUCGAGCUACAAGUGGCUGCACGACGUUUAUAUCGUGGAAAAGAUCCCGAGGCUGGCGUCUGGCAAGAUCAUCGCCCCCCUGCUGAAGCAGAUGCUCAACGACACACUCAUCUUGGCGCAGCCUCCGCCCGCCAAGUCUCGAAGGACGGCUUGGUGGCCGGUCCUUCGUCGAUUGUGGGCCCGUAACAAGCUGGCCCCGGUUUGAUUGUCCAGCUCGUCGUUAUCCCUAGAAUGUUACCUAUGCAUGUAUUUAUUGACACACAGACUGUCUGUACAACCCCGCUUUACUUAUCGUCGAGUUACAUAUAUGCUUGCUUGUAUCCGGCACAUCCCGUUCAGCAAUGGCCCCGCUUGAAAACAUAGGUCGUCAGACUCUCAGCCUUGAGAGGCAGCGUGUAAACACUUGGACUCGAUUUGGCACCGGGAGCAAUCGCCGCAAAGUCCUCCGUGGCACUCGUGCGCACGGCGGACAGCGGGCAGACGUGCCCGUGGAAGGUCACGUCCAGCGCCGAGUCGGUGCUGUUCGGGUUCAUGAGCAGCAGCGAGUAGGUCUUCUCCGAUGCGACGGCCAUCAUGUACUCCUGGACGUCCGGCCCGACGAGCGGGUGGCGGACCG